Molecule: messenger RNA, 8964 nt
Organism: Brassica rapa (field mustard)
Lineage: Eukaryota; Viridiplantae; Streptophyta; Magnoliopsida; Brassicales; Brassicaceae
Product: zinc finger protein ZAT12
Biological process (GO): response to chitin; response to stress
Source: RefSeq, a predicted model, not a curated record
UAAAAAUACCUGAACCCGACCCGAAGUAUAGAAAUACCCGAACGGGUCCUACACCUCUAUACCGAAAUACCCGAAAAUCCGAAAUACCCGAUCCGAACCCGAACGGGUACCCGAACGCCCACCCCUAAAUUUUUUGUAUCAUUAUUCAUGUUUACCACAAAAAAAAAAAAAAUUCAAAAAUACAUUAUUCAUUAAGAAGCAAAAGACUUUUAUACUUUUAUUCUCUACAUAGAUAUAAUAAAUAAGUAUUUAAAUAAAUGAUAAAAAAAAUUAUGUUUUUGAAUUAUAUUUUUUCAAAUUCGAACUUUUUUAUAACUUUUUAAAAAGAAAAGAAAAGUCAAUUUUUUCACACUUUUUUUUGAAAAUCAAAAACUAUUUUUGAAACUAUUUUUUUAAAAUUAUAUAUUUUUAAGUAUUUAUUAUAUAUUAUUAGAAUUAUAAAUUUCAUAUUCCAAAAACCCUACCCCACUCCACCUUUCUCAACUAUAAAUUCUAAGUCUAGAUUAGUUAACUUUAGGGUUAUCAAUGUCUUUUUCUUUUUAAAAAAAUAAGGAUAAAAGUGUUUAAUGUAAAUAUAAAAAUAGUAUUACGAAUGUGAUAUUUUAAACAAUUUUCCCAAAAAGAAUCCUAUUAGAAUAUGCAUAGGUAUGUCACAGGCCGGCAAGACAUAAGAAGUUUUGCCAAGAUUUUUUAUGUUUCUUUUGGAUGACACAAUGUACAUCUAAGAAAGCAAAAACCUAAAAUUAUUUUUGAAACUAUUUUUUAAAAUUAUAUAUUUUUAAAUAUUUAUUAUAUAUUUAUUAGAAUUAUAAAUUUCACAUUCCAAAAACCUUACCUCACUCCACAUUUCUCAACUAUAAAUUCUAAGUCUAUAUUAGUUAACUUUAGGGUUAUCAAUGUCUUUUUUUUUAAAAAAAAUAAGGAUAAAAGUGUUUAAUGUAAAUAUAAAAAUAGUAUUACGAAUGUGAUAUUUUAAACAAUUUUCCCAAAAAGAAUCCUAUUAGAAUAUGCAUAGGUGUGUCACAGGCCGGACAAGACAUAAGAAGUUUUGCCAAGAUUUUUUAUGUUUCUUUUGGAUGACACAAUGUACAUCUAACAAAUCUAAGAAAGCAAAAACAUAUUACGAUGACAAAUCGAGAGAGAAUAGAAUUGGAAGAAGUAUUAUUGACUCAUAAGAAUUAAGGUACAAUAUGUCUGGUUUAUAUAACGAAUGAUUUAACCUAAUUUCUAAACUAAUAUGGCAUAAUAUAUAUAUAGAUAAUGAUAAGUUUUCUAUUUUAAUAUUUUAAUAUAUAUUCUAAUAUUGAUCAUUGGAUUUGGGUCGAUCUUCUAAAUCUUCCAAUACCCUCUUUCAAGCUUAUAAGUGGUAACACGUGUGAAAUUGGACAAUCUUCUAAAUAUAAUAGAAGAAAUAACCCAAGUAGGAGAAUUAAAGGCUCGGGAUUUGUAACAUUGGUUUAAGAAACAACGACGGUUGUUCAUGUUGCGGAAGCUUCAUGAAUGUCCCAUAAAAUUUUUGUGAUUCCUCGACAAGUGAUCUGAUUUUGGUUUGAUUGUUUGUUUUAUCCAUCCUACACUGAGAUGAUUGUUUGUUGUCCAAUCUUCAUGGUAUGGUGAAUCGAUUGCCGGUUUAGAUAGUUCAAAAAUUUUGUAUUUCUUUCGUGAGCUAAUAGCCAUAUGAAAACAAGGUUGAGACUAUACUUGUGGUAACUUUAUCUACAUUUAUAUAAUCAAAUUAAAUAACAAACUAUUUAAAUUAGAUAACUGAACUAAGUAAUAAUUUAUUAAAAUUAUAUACAUGAUAGCAGCAGCUAUUAAGUUUGUAGAAGUUUGCUAUGACAUAAUUUUAGAAGAAUCAGAAGCCGAAAAUUCCGCAUUAUAACCCUAUUUUUAUUGGUUUGGAAAGGAAUUUCAAUAACUUAUUUUGAAGACCGCCCAUGAGCUGAAGGAAAGAAAAUGAAUUUACUAGAAAGAGUCUGGCCUAGUGUGAAUGUUAAAUCGCCUGGUGACCAAAAGCGAUGAUAAUUAUUGGUAUUGGUUGCCAUAAUAACGAACUGAAACUGAAUAAAUUGGGCAAAAGUCAUAUGUUGUAAUGAUGUUGGCCAGUGAUAUUUCAGUUAUGUCAUCAUUGGUAAGGGUUAAGACGUUAAAAGACCAAACAUAUAUCAAAAGAUUAUAUAAAGGAAUUGAUUUUUUUAGGAAAAAGGGGGCUUCUAUGAUUUUGUUUUUUUCAAGUUAGUUAUGAGACAGACCUUUAUUUAUCAUUAUAUAGUGACCUCUUUUUUUUCUUUUCUUUUUUUUUUGUCAACACCUUUUUUUUUUCCUUUUUUUGACAAGAUACAGUGACUUUUGUUUCACAUGCAUCAUAUAAAAUCAUAUAUAUAUAUAUAUAUAUAUAUAUACAUAUACAUUUAGAAAUUUGGAUUUAUUUUGGUUUGUGAAAUUAAAAUAUUGAAUAUUGUUAAGUUUUAUAUUUUAUAAUUUAUGGAUUAGAUUCAGUUUUGAUUCCUGUCAAGUUCUAUUUUUCUCACAAAGAAUUUUCAGGAAUUUUUUUAUUAAAGAUAUUAAUUUUAUUUUAUUUUCAGUUUGAUUUAGUUUUGCAGAUACAUAAAAUUUUAAUAAUUUUAGUUACAGUAUAAUUUAGUUUUAAUUGGUUUAAAUUGGUAACAAUAGAUACUCGCAUAAUGAUAAAAUAAAUAUAAACUCCAUUAUAAGAUAAAUCCACAUAUUAUAAAAUCACAAAAUAAAUUUAUUAUGUAAGAUGACAAUUUUUAUUCAUUUAUAUAAUUUUAUAUAUUUUUGAAACAAGAAAUAUAGUAUAAAAUUAUCAGUAUUUAUAUAUAAUUAUAAUUCAUAUUUUUUAUAAAUUUCAAUAUAUUUUAAAUAUUAUGAUAAAAUAUAAAAAAUGUUAAACUAUAUUAAAAAGUUAGAAAGUUGUGAUAAUUUUAAAUAAAAUCAAAAGAAAAGAAACAUAUUUUAAAAUGAUUUUAUGAUAAGCUUUUUUAACUUGACUAGCAAUUAAAGAUAAAUUAUUCGCUUAUGUAAAUUUAAUUGGGGAUUCACCAAACUUGAAUUUUAUGUAGAGAACCAACGAGGUUGGGUUAGUGGCACUUGAGGGAUAAUCCCAAUACGGUGAAUUUGCAGUUCGAUUCCUGUUGGCCAUCCAAACUACCUUAAAUGGUAAGAAUGCAUGGUUGUUGCGGACUUCGUGGGAUUAGCCGGUUGACUUCGAUCGCCAGAUUAUCAGAAUAUAAGAAUUAUGCGUAGAGAAAUAGAAAAAUCAUAAACACUUUUUUUUACAUGUAUAUAUUCAGAAGAUGGAAUAUGCUAGAACUGAUUUAAAAAAAAAAAUAUGUAUAUAUAUAUGCUUUGCUUGAGAAAUUGUCUCAAACUCGGAUGAAUCUUGAUUGGACAAUCACGUAAUCACGAUCAACUCUGUGCAGCAAUAAGCUACAAGGACCAGGCUCUUCUUAGUAAAGAAUAAACAUGGCUUUUCAAGCCUCAGUCUACUAAGUGUAAAGAGCAAAACAAGCAACACCGUCAACGUUAACUACUACUGGAUAUGGGCCUGUAUAUCCAUAUUGACCCUCGAAUUGAUAUGGCUUACCAAGGAAAAGAGGCCCAAAAGAGAAGAAGAAAGAGCUAAGACGCAAGGAUGUCGAAGUGAGUUAUAACUCAUUAGCUAAUUCAACUCAGCUUAAUUUUUUAUGAGCAUAAAUUCUAUUUUUUAAGUUUAUUUAAUAAAUGAAUUUAAUGAACGAGCUUAAAUUAGAUCACAAGUUAUAUAAACGAUUUUUAAUGAACAUGACCCAAUUCAUGAGCUUGGUCAUUUUUAUAGUUAAAAUUAUAUAUAUCAUAUGUAAAUAAGAUAAUUUCUAUAUUAUCAUAUUUAUCUUCUAAAGUUAAAAUGUAAAACCAAUCUUUUUUAGAUAUAUAUAGAAAAUGUAAAGGAAAUUUUUAUAUACCCAUCAUCUAUCUUUAAAUUUAGAUGUAAAACAAAAUAUUCCUAAGAGACAAUUUAGAAAUUACUCAUAAUUAUCUUACUUAAUAUUUUGUUUUACAUUUAAAUUUUAUAAAAUAUAGAUAAGUAAUAUAGAAAUCAUACUUUUAAUAUUAUAAAACUUAAUAAAACUUAUUUUAAUAUUUUGUUUUAUGAUAAUUAAUUUUUUAUAUUAGAUCACGAAAUAACUCGUUUAGCUCAUGAUCUUGAUGAUCUGAGUUUGAUUUUACAUAUUGAAGUUCAUCUAAUAAAUGAGCCGAACUGAGCUAGCUUAUGAAAGAUCUGAGCUGAGUUGAGCGAGCUAUCUCAUUUUGACACCCCUAUUAAGACCCACCUGCAGACGAUCAUUGCUUCACUACUCGUGUAAAGGGAUUCUUCCACACGCAAUGGGACAGCUACCACAAUAGGAUGCAAGACCUAGUCUUCGCGCCAAACAUAGCUGCCAACUGCAUCAACGACGACUAUAAAUACUUUAAGCUGUAAUGAUGACUACGAAAAACAGUUGAAGCAAGGAAGAGGAGACGGCUUAUAAAAGGGCAAGAAGCAAAAGAGAGAGAGAGAGAGAGAGAGAGAGAGAGAGAGAGAGAGAGAGAGAGAGAGAGAGAGAGAGAGAGAGAGAGAGAGAGAGAGACUACGAACUUUUAGAUUAUCGACUACCUGUCCUUAUUUCUUAAGAGUUGAAACUUGUAUCACUUUUUCCGUACUCGAUUAUACAUUUCAAUAAGUGAAAUCUCUGGCCUCCAUUUAUGUAAUUGUUGUUUGCUAGUCUCUAAACUCAAUUACCGGUUUCAAGCAUCAACAAUUCGCACCCACCGUGAGGCUUAUAAAAAUUUCUAACACAUGAAGUAACAUAAGCAAAUAGAGCUGGGUUUGCAGGUAAACCCGCCCAAUUGACUCGAUAACUAGCGGGUCGAGUCAUUUUUUCACUCAAAAUUUUGAUCUUUUGAUCUGCAUGACCCGCGAAAAAAUGGGUACCUGCAUCCGCCUCGCCCAGAUUUGCAGGUGUUGUGAACAAACGUGAAUUAACUCAAAGAAAGCAAAAGAGAACAAAAACGCAUUGAAGCAAAUACCCGUUUCGAGUUUUUUAUUAUUAUGUGAAUGAAUAAACUUACAAACUCUUAGACCCGUAUUUAUAACAUGUUCAAAACCUGAGUUCAUUUUUCCUAUAGGAAUACAUAUUAUCUAGAAAAAAAAAAUUUCUAAACCGAUAAGGCCGACCGUAUCGACUGGUGUACUGAGAUUUAAGACACCUCAAGAUGCAAACAGAGGGUAACCUAAGACCCGCAGAUAAUAUAAAUUUUCAUAUAAAAAUUAUUUUAAUUAUAUAAAUUUUUAAUCUUAUAUUUAUUUUUGAUAUUUUAUUUAUUUUUUAUAAACAAAUUUGGCUGGUGGCACCCGCCCGCUUAAAUUUUAUUCGACCCACACCCGCAUGUUAAACUUUUUGAAUUGAUCGACAUGCACCCGCCGCACGGUGUCAAAAUAAUUAGUUUAUUUUAAACACAAUCUUAGUGUAGAUCUAGUUAUGUGGGGGAAAUCAUGUUAGAAAGCUGUUGUCAUUUUUAGGUCUAGAAUCUUGGAAUUUGUAUUACAAAAAACAUGAUAUAUAAUUUCAAAUAUCUAAUAUUUCAACUUCUUCUGUGAAGGGCGGCGUGGAUCAUGGACUUUUGGAAGAAAAAUAUUUAUUGUUCUGGAUUACUGUUUUAUUCAAGCUUUUAUUUCUUCUACCUUUUUGCAAACAUAUAUGAACACUUAAGUUCACGCGCUCCUAUGUACUUGUCUUGUACGGUUUUUAAUUUUUAUUUUCGCAGUUGCUGUUUUAACCACAUUUUUUUUGACUAAGAGCAAUUUCACACCCUCUAUUUUUACGAUAAUAGAUUAUCAAGUUUUUUUUAAUCAAAAAAGGAUUAUCAAGUUUUAAACAGUUAGAUUAAAAAACCCCGCCUACAUGUGGUACAAGCCAAAAAGGAUUUGUGUCAAAUUACAGGACUAAAAAAACUGAACAAAACACAUUAAUUCAAAUUGAAAACUUACUGAACUAUAUUUUGAAUUUAAUAUCUGUUGCUAAUGAUAAUAUCUAAUCUCCUAAAAUAAUAUUGUGUAUUUGUUUUUUUGUCAAAGUUGAACUAGUCCAUGACUUAACAUCCGUAUAAUAAAGGAGACUAAAACCCUUUAUCAAAAACAAAAAAAAAAAGUUGAAAGAGACUAAUUUUUUGGCUUAAAGAUUUAUAAGAUAUAAUAUUAAAACAAAUGUAUUAUUGAAUUCCAUGGAACUUAUGAUAGAAGUGAAAUGGAACUUAAACUGGAUUUGAAGUUUGAACAAAGAAAUGAAAAGUAGUAAAAACCAUAUAAGGAAAUAGUGGAUACAAUGAAAACUAAAAUUAAUACAUUUGGAAUUAUAGUUUGAAAAACUAGAACAUCAUCUUUUACGAAACAAAAGAAGUUCGAGACAUGAAAAAACUUUAAAUGUCUACGUCAUUUUUAAUUAUGUAAGAGACUUUUAAUUUUUUUAAAAAAAUACAUGGUGUAAAGAAUUAAAGAAUAUAACGAUUCUUUGGAUUUUGGUUUUUUUUCAGAAAAAGUAAAAAAAUAUGUAAAUCAUGAAUGAUUGUAAAUUUUUUAAAGUUUCUAUUGAAAAUUCCUUAUAUCAUAUUAAAGUUAUUGAACAAUAAAUUUAAAGACCAUUUUAAACAGAAUAUUACGAGUUAUGUAAAUUAUUUAGAAUAUAAGAAACUGAUCCACUGAUUUUCAUGUAAAUAACUUGGUUUUUCAAUUUCUGAGUAAAGUAUUUGGACCAUCAAAGCAUCCACCACUAUAAUUAAUACAUCUUAGAUGACAUGUAAGAAGAAAAUUAAUUGAUGAAGUAUGUUUUUAUUAAAGUUUCGAUUAAUAAAAUUAGUACGAACUCAGAAAGUAAUUGUUCGUAGUCAAUUAGGAAUUAAAUUCCACACCUAGAAAUAUCCAAGAUAACACGUAAUCUAAUUUUCAUGUGUGAUGUUGAAAGAAAACAAUAAAUCUUAUUUUACCAAAGAAAAACAAUAAAUCUUACACGUCGAAAAACAAAAACAAAAGGUGGAAAAUGGGAGUUGAAAGACACGCCCGUGAGCGUAAGAGUGGAAUAAACGAGCAUGCAUGAUUAAUAGUAAAACACUCUAGAGCGUCUGACUCACGACUAUUUUCCGAUGAUCGUUUGGUUUGGUAGCGAUGACAUUCCAGUGACUCAUCCCAACUUGCCGUACCAAAAGUCUUGCCGUACUUUAUCUUUAUUUACCAAAAUACCCAUUUCUUAAAUUCCGUUUUAUAUUUUUUUCCAUUUAAUUAAUGAUAUAAGGGCAUCAUACAAUUUAUUAUAUGUAUUAGAUUAGAUCUAGAGCUUACUUGUUGACGAAUAAAACUCUUUAGCUUUAUGUUGAUAGGUAGAUUAAGGAUGAUAACGAUGUUGUGUUGUAAUUAACGUAGUUGUAUAUUACCCCCUAAUAUUAUUACCUAACACACUUGAUGGUAUCAAAUCAGUAUAUGUUUAAUUUAUAAGAGAAUAUACUAUUAAAUUUGUAGCAUGUUGCACCGUAAAUUUACUAUGAUGUCAUAUUUUAUUUUUUACAUCAUAAGUAUUAGCAGUGAAAUUUAGACCAAUCAAUUGGAUAUUUGUUUUCAUAAAUUUCCAACUUAAAAAGAGUUGGCAUGCGCAUAGCUUGAUUUGUUGAUUUUUCUUUUAUAUUAAGUAUUUUCUAAUUUUAUAUGUACGUUGACAUUCCUAACAUCUUACUUUUCAGAAUAUAUAAUCUUCUAUAUGCUAAUAUUAAAAUAGUUCAUAACAAUUUGAAUUCCGUUAUGUUAGCUAGUUCUUUGCAUGAUCGACUGAUUUUUUGUUUUAACUACUCGUUUAGGCGUUUAGUUAAAAAAACACACACACAUUCAGCAUAUAGUUUAUGAUAUAAAUGAAGUCGAAAAGAAAUUAUCCUUAGUAACUGCAGUAAGUCAUGGGUUUAUAGAUUAUGUUUAGUACAUCUCGUUCCUAAGCGAUUGAACAUACUAGCUACUAUCAGGGCUUUUUAUAUACAAAAUACUAACUUAUUUUCUUUUGCUAUUUUAAUAUAUACACAAAAAUAUUAUUGAACGUGGAGGGUCAAUAAGAUGGUGUUUGUUCAGCAAGAGCAAAGGGUAAAACUAGAAUUUAACUACUCAUAUACAAAAAGUCAAUGCAAAAAGCCAAGCUAAGUUGUUGCUUAUAUAAAUAAGAUCAUAAAUCCAUUAUUCAACAAAGUCUUCGUUUCUAUUUUUCAUUUCUCACCCGAAUCAAACACAAAAGGAGAUUUGUUUAGAGAAUCAUCAAAACAAAUGGAAAAGGAAAGAGAGAUGGAGAUGAUCAACAAGAUGGCAAGCUGCUUGAUUUUUCUAUCAAAGGCUCACCAACACGACACCAAAGGCCGCGUUUUCGCGUGCAAGACAUGCAACAAGGAGUUCUCGUCGUUCCAAGCCUUGGGAGGCCACCGAGCAAGCCACCGCAGAUCGGCCGCGCUUGAAGGCCACGCACCACCUUCUCCCAAGAGAGUCAAACCGGUGAAACACGAGUGUCCCAUAUGCGGUGCCGAGUUCGCCGUAGGGCAGGCCCUGGGUGGGCACAUGAGGAAGCAUAGAGGAGGAGGAUCUAGCCGGAGUUUAGCGCCAGCGCCGGUGACGAUGAAAAAAACUGGCGGCGGUAACGCAAAGAGGGUUUUGUGUUUGGAUUUGAACUUAACGCCGGUAGAGAAUGAAGAUUUGAAGCUGGAGCUUGGGAGGUUAAUUUUAUAAAUUUAAAAUUUCUUCUUAUUGUGUGCGUAUACUUGUGUAGAGUAAGGUUAUUUUAUUUUAUUUUAUUUUAUUUUAUUUUAGGACUCCAGUAAUUUUUGUAUGAAGAACUUUAUGGUACUGUUAUGUAUAGUUACAUAUAUACAGGUCUAUCUCAGUAAUAAUCUCUAUGUUGAAUA